GCUCCACGCUUCCCGCCCGACUUUGUCCGAUUCCGUGAGAAGGUUGUGGUCCGCCUGGGCACAGAUGUGGAAUUCGAAUGCCCCGUCCUGGGCUCACCUCCACCGACCAUCACAUGGUACUAUAACGGGGCUCCGCUGAAUCAGUUCACCGCGCCAACCAAAUAUCUAUUCGAGGAUGAGGGUAAAUUGUUGCGAAUCGGCGCCACCACGGGAAAAGAUGCCGGGGAAUAUCAAUGCAUGGCACGAAAUGAAGUGGGCAAUGUGACCAAGAUUUAUGAGCUGGAUGUGAUCAUGCCACCCCUUGUUAGAUUGGAUAAGACAGAGGUCCGUGAGCGUGAAGGAGCCACGUUUACAGUGCACUGUUCGGCAGAAGGACAACCGAAACCGAACUUGGAAUGGUCACGUGAAGCCGGUGGUCUGUUCCGACUGGGAACGAGUGUGGAUAUCGCUACCGGCUUACUAACAAUCACGGACGCGAAAAAGGAGGAUGCCGGGCGAUACACAUGUACCGCAACAAACAAGAUCAGCCAGGACUCGAAGUCGGUGAAUGUGGAAAUCAUCGAGCGUCCCACGAUUCACACAUCCAUGGAACCCAUUUUGGUAAAGGAGAAUGGUCAGGUACUUUUACCAUGCCAAGCUACCGGGACUCAGCCGAUUCGUGUCCAGUGGCUUCUUCCCUCAGGUCAGCUGAUUACCGCUGAUCAACCCGGACAGUUUCGACUGUUGCCUGAUCAGACUAUCAACUUCAUGCUUCAGGGUCUACUCAUCGAGCAAGUGAAACCGGAACACGCUGGUCGUUAUCGAUGCUCGGCAAACAACGAGGCAGGUUUUCAGAAUGCGGUUAUCAGUUUAGAAGUUUUAGCCUCAUUGGAAGUUUCCAGUCGCCUGAAUUCCGUGCUUCAACUGCAUUGUGAGAUUGAGAGUGGAUCACCCAUUCCCACCGUUGUGUGGGAACGAGAUGGAUUGACAUUUAGUCGAACAAAGAGCUAUUACACCACGACCGAAUCGGGCCUGUUCAUUUUCAACUCACUCAAACGUGAGGACGAAGGGGAACUUACCUGCGUGGCCAAGAACGCUGCCGGAGAGGAUCGUCUUACCUUCCGAGUGUCUGUUCAAGUUCCACCACGGGUCUCACUCGCCGUCUCAACUAUCGGAUAUGAGGAUCAAUCGGUUACCAUAACAUGUGAAGUUGAAGGUCAACCCGAGCCUGAGGUUACUUGGGAAUUCAAAGGUCAACCGUUGAUGAACAGUUUGGGUAAUCGUGUGCGAUUCGAUAAUCCAUCACAAGUGACCAUCUAUAAUUUGAAGCCCUCAGACGCGGGUAGCUAUUUCUGCGUUGCUCGUUCGGCCGGCCAUGAUGUGGCAAUGGAUUCAACCUAUCUAACCGUUUUCAGCAACCCCAGCAAGAAUGGAAUCGGGUCACUUGUCCUCGGGCCACUUCGAACCGAACAGGCAGGAUUGUAUUCCUGUGUGGCCAAAAAUGAUGCCGGGAAAAUUGAAUAUCCCUUUGAAUUGCGAGUGAAAACUCGACCACGUGUACACGUGUACCAGUCAGACGAACCUAGUCGUCCGGAACAGUCCACCCGUUUGCGCUGUGAAGUGAGUGGCGAUGCGGACUCGGUCGUUUGGCUCAAAGAUGGUGAUGUUGUAUCCAACUCCAGUCGCAUUGCGAUCAUGGAUAACGGAAAAAGUUUGGUUAUUAGUAUGACCAAGGCCAGAGACACCGGUGUCUAUCAGUGCAUUGCAACCAAUCCAGUCGGAGAAGAUCAAGCUGAACUACGUCUUGUGGUGGAGUUUACUCUGGAAUGCCGUGCCGAAGGUGAACCGACUCCAACCAUCACGUGGUACAAAGAUAAACAGUUGUUGGAAAUGGGUGGUACUCGCUCGGUCAUCAAUAAUGGUUCCCUGCGCAUUGUGGGCAUCUCCCCCACGGACGAUGGAAUGUAUCAUUGUGUGGCCUCAUCCAUUCUGGGCGAGGAUUUCUCGCCAUCGGCAAUCCUCCGUGUUGAAAUUGACGGUGGUUGGUCUGCCUGGUCCCCAUGGACUGAUUGCAGCCAGACAUGUGGUCACGGUAGCCAAACGAGAUCGCGCACCUGUACCGAACCGGCUCCACGCAACGGGGGUGCACAUUGCUUCGGUGAGGCCACCGAGGCACGCACAUGUCUGGUUGCCUUCUGUCCGGUGAACGGAGCCUGGGGUGCAUGGACUCCAUGGUCUGCAUGCACGGCCACAUGUGGAGCGGGUCUGUCCCAACGCCAGAGAAGAUGCGACAAUCCACCACCGAGUAACGGAGGAAAGACCUGUGAAGGUGAAGCUGUGGAGGAUGUUAUGUGCCAGGGCUUACCUCCAUGCCCCGUAUCCGGCGGUUGGUCUCCUUGGUCUGCUUGGUCCGAUUGUUCGGCCAGUUGUGGUACUGGCGGAACACAAAGUCGUCAUAGACUCUGCGAUAAUCCACCUCCAACAAACGGUGGUCGUCCAUGUGCCGGAAAGGAGUUGAUGGUUCGUGCUUGCAAUCGUGGCCCGUGCCCAGUGAAUGGUGCUUGGGGCAAUUGGACUCCGUGGUCUCACUGUUCCAAGAGUUGCGGCGGUGGACAACGACGUCGUAUUAGACGUUGUGACAGUCCAGCUCCAGCCUACGGUGGUCAAGAUUGCCCACCGACAGGUUAUUUGGAAAUUUCCGACUGUGAAAACGAGCCUUGUCCAAUUCAUGGAGAAUGGUCAAACUGGUCCUCGUGGUCUGCCUGCUCACGCACAUGCGGAAUCGGUUUGCAAACACGGGAACGAGAAUGUAGUCAACCGGCACCGCAGUACGGUGGUCGAUUGUGCCCCGGUUCAGCGAAAGAGGUACGCACUUGUGAAGUGAAUCAACCGGGAAGCUCCCUGGCUUGUCCUGGAUCCGGUGGUCCUGCCGGUCCUGCUCCCUAUACCUCAUGGUCUGAAUGGACAGAGUGGUCUGAAUGCGAACCGGACUGUCUGUUCACCGGGCCUCGUUCGCAGCUGGGUGGCUGGAAACGUCGUACUCGAAUCUGUCAGCUGCGUGAGAUAAAACUGGGCGGUGUUGAAGAACCCCGAAUCGGACAACAAGCUCACGGGUGCCCUGGACCUGCGGAAGAUGUACAACAAUGUACUCUGGAACCGGGCUCACCUGAAUGUACCGAUUUAUCUGAUCAUCCAAAGUCCGGCAUUGUGACCGGGAUUAUCCGGGGUCACUUGAACAAACUAGACAUCGGUCUGAUCCCGAUCAACGCUAGUUGGACCGCCUCGGUUACGCAAAAUCCCGUCCAGUUCCGUUUUGAUCUGAACGAUGUGCUACCCGAUCAUCAGACAUGUAUCUUGGCUCUGACCGAAAUCUAUACCCCGNACCCCGAUACUUUGAUGAACGGUGCCUCGAACGGACAACGCGUUGUCGGUCCUGAUGGAGCCUGGACAUGGGACACAGUGGGGCAAUUCGCUGAUGGCAGCACAGUACAAAUCAAUCAUCGUGUGACAUACGACGUGGACUUGAACACACAUCCAAGCACAACACGGCUUCGUCUGGAUAUCUAUGUAACAGGCACUUGUCCAUUAUCAUUGACCGAUGCGGCUGUGAUCAAUGGGGAUGCAUCUAUUCGACUGCAUGAGUACAGAGAGAACAUAGUUCAGUUGAAUCCACGACGCGGUGAACUACACGGGCACUCUUCACGUACUUUUGGCCUGAGGAAACCGGAUCAAGUGCGGUUUGAGAUGGAACCGUACGCAUGGAACUCAUUUAUCCAAUCCGGACGCGGUCGACGUCAGCGCUAUUUGAAUCAGGAGUUAUUCGUUACACAAAUUAAUACCAGUUCUGACAGGGCUAGGCGUACGCUUCAUCUACAAGCUCAGGCACACAUCACCAAACCAAUUGGCGGUGAAGUUUGCCCCGCAGGAUUUGAGUUACAACGUACCCGAGUAUCCGGUCCCGGGAGUACUCUGGAAGCAUUGCGCGAUUAUUGUCAGGAUGUGGAUGAAUGCUCUUCGCGUACUCUGAACAAAUGUGAUCACGUAUGCGAGAACACUGUUCCACACUAUACAUGUGCUUGUCAUACCGGAUAUCGCUUGGCCGCUGACGGACACUCCUGUGUGGAUAUCGAUGAGUGUACGAGUAAUGGAGGGAGUCCGUGCCAGGCAGAUCAACGUUGUGUCAAUACACCGGGCAGUUAUGAAUGUCGACGUUCAUGUGGACCCGGUCUCCGAGAUGACCCGUCUGGGGAUGGAUGUAUCGACGUUGACGAGUGCACUUCCACACCGGACGUGUGUGGCAUUCACCAAUGUACCAACACCUAUGGAAGUUACUACUGCACAUGUCUGGCCGGCUACAAUCGCAUUGGAGAGCAGUGUGAAGAUAUCGACGAAUGUUUAGCCGGUACUCAUCACUGUCGGGAGAAUGAACAUUGUAUCAAUUUGCCUGGNCCUGGGACAUACAAAUGCCAUGCGGCUUGUCCAACCGGAUAUAGAGCCCUAAUGAACUCAGCCACUCAGACUGUGGAAUGUGUUGAUCUGGAUGAAUGUGCCAUGGGUAACUUCCAGUGCCCUCGCGGAUCACGAUGUGUAAAUGAACCGGGAUCUUACAGCUGUCGAUGCCCGAAUGGAAUGCCAGCAGGGGCACGCGGAUGUGAAGAACGCAAAGAAACCCUGUGCAAUGAAGGAUUUCAGUGGGAUCGUGAACUUGGUUGUGUGGAUAUUAACGAAUGUCAACCACCGUCUGGUCCUUCCCCAUGUCAAUACAAAUGCGUGAACACAUAUGGUGGUUACACCUGUGAAUGCCCAAGUGGUUACAAGCUGGAUCCACGAACGAAAUUAUGUCGAGUAGUAUAA
Messenger RNA from Echinostoma caproni, 4833 nucleotides. Lineage: Eukaryota; Metazoa; Platyhelminthes; Trematoda; Plagiorchiida; Echinostomatidae. The record is from the annotation of a GenBank genome assembly.